GAAGAAACCAAUAGAGUUCAUCCUCAUUUCACUGGACUGCUGUGCCUGUCAGCUAACAAAAACAGCAUUGUAAUCACUGGCAUCGAGGUGUAUGUGGCACCUGAGCAGUGGACGAUGUCUAGCCGGGCUCUGCGAAGGCUGAGAGGGAAGCAGCGGGGUCAGGAGGCCUUGGACUUCGGGGAUGUAACUUUGGAUGACAGCCCGGAGGAGCAGGCUGAGGCUAAGGAGGAGCAGCUGGACACCGCUAAUGUUUCUCCCCCGUCUGACAGCAAAGGCAGUAGCCGAAAAGCAAAGAAAAACAAAGCUCAGAAGAAUUUCAGCAACAUUUAUGAACUGAUAGGUGAUGCAGACAAUGAGGCAGAGAAAAUUUCACCUGAUGAAGAGGCAGAGAAACCAGAUGGAAGUAAAACAAGCGGCAUGGGAAAGAAUGAUAAGAAAGACCUUAAGAAACCAGAUCAAAAGCACGAGGAAGCGUCCACCAAGUCAUUGUCUGGAGACAGAGUUAAAAAGAAGAAGAAAAAGAAGAAAACAAAAAUGACGUCAGAAGAUGGACAGGAGGCUGCACCAGAUGAUAACAUUGAUUUAUUGCUGGAGAACCUGGAGCAAUCCAAUGGUCUGAGUUUGCAAAGUGAGGAUUGUGGAGGCUCUGACAGAAAAUCUGUGCUGCAUGUGGAACACAGGAACCUCAACCCAGAGACAGAGCUGAAGAGAUAUUUUGGGGCUCGAGCUGUUUUAGGAGAUCAAAGACCUCGACAGAGAAACAGGCAGUUUCACCGUAGCACAUGGAUGACCAGUCCUAAGGACAGCUGGCCUCGCUUCAGCCGCCCAGGAAUCUCAAUGACCUUACUGGAGUCAAAAGACGGCAUCCAGUACUUCACCUUUGAGCACAGCCGGGACUACCAGCAAGUACAGUUCAAGUUCCUGGAUGCUGUUGAGUCCAUGGAUCCCAACAACAUUGUGGCUCUGCUGCAGCUUAACCCCUACCACAUUGAUUCCUUGCUUCAACUUUCUGAUGUCUGCCGCAUACAGGAGGAUCAGGAGAUGGCCAGGGACCUCAUUGAAAGGGCCUUAUACAGCUUUGAGUGUGCUUUUCAUCCCUUAUUCAGUCUGACAUCAGGUACUAGCAGACUGGAUUAUCUGAGACCAGAAAACAGAGCAUUUUAUCUGGCUCUUUACAAGCACAUGAUGUUCCUGGAGAAGAGAGGAUGCCCACGGACGGCUUUGGAGUACUGCAAAUUAAUCCUGAGUUUGGACCCAGACUCUGACCCACUGUGCAUGCUCCUGCUCGUUGACUUCCUGACACUACGUUCUCGAGAGUACCACUCUCUCCUUCAGCUACAUCAGGACUGGGAGGAGCACCGAAAUCUGUCUCAGCUGCCAAAUUUUGCAUUCUCCACUGCACUUUGCCAUUUCCAUCUUAGUCAGCAGGAAGAUACAGAUCCUGAAGAAAGUGACAAGCAAAGACAAAUAGCUGACCAGAUGCUGCAGGAUGCUCUCAUCAUGUUCCCUGGAGUCUUGAUGCCUUUACUGGAUCUGUGCACGGUGCAGGCAGAUCCAGCAGUCACCUCUCAUAGCUUCUUUGGCCCAAAGAGUCAGUUAGGGCAGCCCCCAGCUCUGGCUGAACUCACAGCUCUAUAUGUGGGCAGAACUUUCAACUUGUGGAGGGAGGCAGCAGUAAUGCUUUGGUUGGAAGAGUCUGUGAAGGAGGUGCUGUGUCGAGUUAAUGCCAAAGACCCUCUAGUGGAAGAUUGCCAAAAUAAGAGAAAGCAGAGGUACCAGAGCGCACCAAGGAACAUCCAUCGCCACGUCCUUCUCUCUGAGAUCAAAGAAGCCACCUCAAGUCUGCCUCUAGAGGUGACCACUCAGCCUGUGAUGGGUUUUGACCCUCUGCCUCCUCUGGAUUCAGUGAUAUCAUAUACCCGACCAGAGAGGCAACAUGCUGGUGCAUCCAAUGAGAGUACGUUAUCACUGUUUUUCCGGUCUUUGCUGCCAAACUUCAACCUUCAGGGUGGACCGAGGCAGGAGGAUGACACGGAAGUGGCUCGAGCUGGACAGGAACUCAACCAGGAAGUAAAUCGCCUCAUGGUGGCAAUGAGGGACAUGCUGGCAAAUAUCCGGUUUCAGGAGCCACCAAGAGAGGACAACCCCUACAGAGAUGAGGAGGAAUGGGACUGAGAGGAGAGAGAAACAGAGGUGGAUUAAGUGCUGAAUAAAUAGAAAUCAAACAAAGAAACCUUAAAAAUAUUUAAUGGUGUUUAUAAUUAAUAGGAGACAGUGGGACAGCUGAAUAGUAUUUUUUAAUUGUCACAAUGUCAGAAAACUAAGCUCAUGGAUUAAAAGGAUAUUCUGGGGCCAUGUAGACAAUACUGAAUGGGGGAAUUCUUUAUUCCAUUCUCAGAAAACAGUUAGUUGAACCUGUUAUGCCACCAGGGUUGACAGUUUUAUUCAUAAUAAGUUCCAGCCUGUCAGCAUUGUUCAGUAACACCAUCACAUAAUGAGUGUUACUCUUCUUUCUCUCCAAAUUUUCAUGUUCACAAACACACUGUGGACAUCUUUGUGAGGUUGGAACAAAGGUUCAAACAGUUUUUAUGCUCAGUGGAACUUCUGCAUCUCAAAUUUUGCUUGGCAACACUUUAUUACAAAUUGUUUUUGCCACAGAAUCAGCAAAAAAGUUUUAAUUCUCACUGACCGUAGACAACAGCUCCUGCCGCUUAAAACAAAUCUUUGGGAAAUCAGCACGUUGAAGUUCAUGCACAUUCUGGAAGACAAAGAAGUGCAAAGGUUAAAAAUGAAGCCUUUGAUAGUUGUGUUAAACACAUUUGUUGCUUUACUUGAAUAUGAAAAUAUUUAAUGACUUAAUACACAGCCAGAAAAGCAUUUUUAAUCUGAUAAUCCUAUUUUUCCAAAUUGAAUAUUACCUUGUUUUGUCUGGCACUUAUUCAGUAAUUCAUACCUGCCUUCAGGUCUUUUAUUAUCUUCACUUCAUAAAAAAUGAGUAGUUAAUGUAUGGCCUGCUAUUGAAACACAUCUUCAAAAACAUUUAUGAGAAAUUACAUUUGUAAAGAGAAGUAUUUUUGCAGGAAUGCUGUAACCAUAAUCAUCUUGUAUAAAAUUUACUGUGAUGUAAAAAGAAUACGUUAAGUAAAGAAAAUCAGGUAAAAAGUCAAUAUAUGUGACGCUCUUCACUUGUCAGACUUUUAUGAUUUCCUGCCAAAUUCAGUAUGAAGGUUCUCACAUAUAAGAUUCCACAAAACAGGAAGAAACACUUUUUUGUGAAUGUGCAAAUGAGACAUUAUUUAACUACUAAAAAUGAUGCAUUGAACUGCGUUACAAUAUUUUCGAAAAGCUGCUGCAAAUUCAGUCACUCCUAAUGGGACAAAUAAACAAAUCUUGGAGAGA
Molecule: messenger RNA, 3399 nt
Organism: Amphiprion ocellaris (clown anemonefish)
Lineage: Eukaryota; Metazoa; Chordata; Actinopteri; Pomacentridae
Gene: tcf25
Product: transcription factor 25 (basic helix-loop-helix)
Exons: 18
Coding region: 115-2175 (686 amino acids)
Cellular component (GO): RQC complex
Molecular function (GO): protein binding
Source: RefSeq, a predicted model, not a curated record